This is a messenger RNA of Oryctolagus cuniculus (rabbit), 821 nucleotides long. RefSeq lists its product as uncharacterized. The record is from RefSeq and is a predicted model, not a curated record. NCBI's taxonomy places the organism in Eukaryota, Metazoa, Chordata, Mammalia, Lagomorpha, Leporidae.
AUGCUGGCUCCGCGCGCUGCAGGCCGACUCGGGCUCCGGGAUGAGGCCGGCGUGGAAGGCGGCGCGCCGGGCCCGGCCUGGGCCGCGUCCCCUCCUCCCUUGCUCUCGGUCGCCGCCGGGCACUUGCAACUAAGUUCGCUCAAGUUUCCUGCGCCGGCGCCGCCGCGCCCCUCUGUCGGCGCGCUCGUCUCGGAGCGUGCGCCCGCCGGUGCGCCGCGCCCGGGGCCCCUCUCUCUCUCUUCGUUCUCCGGCCGCAGCCCAGCAGGCCGAGGUGCUGGAGGAGAGGAUUUAAGCAAAACGCGCCAUCACCUCAGUUCGCAGGUCUGUGCUGAGGCUGCUCCCGCCUUCCCCACUCCGGCAGCGCAAGUGGGGCCGUUCCCGGCCCGGGCCGCCGCGCUGGCGCUCUGCGGGCGGCUGGAGCUCUCUGCUCCGGCUCAGCUAUGGGACUCCUCUACCUAUGAAAAUGUGCCCUGGACCAUGGCUUGUACCAUCCCUGUAAUUGUUCCGCAUGAAAAGCCUCUGUGGUGCCGUGAAUUCUGGCCGGUGAGGAUAUCAGCUGGAAAUCUCUAGGCAGCUUUUGGUUCCAGAUGGCUCGAUGCUGGCGGCUCCCUUCCUCUUCCUACUCCUUUCUUUCUUCCUUCUUUGAUCUUAGAUGUGAUGUCUUCGUGAGGACAGCAGUCUCAUGGCCAUGCAGAAAGGGUCCUGAGUUGCGAAUACUCAUUGAGUUGUAGAGCCAGUUUUGUAUUUAUCAAUUUUUUGGACUUUGUGGAGAAAGACACAUGCCUGUUUUUAAACUCACUAGUCUUUCUUUUUUUUUUUUU